CCCAGCACUCCCGAUCUUCUCAGGAAGACUGAAGAUAGAGGAAGCAAAAAGGCUACAAGAGGUAUCAAUGGAUGACUGACUGACUGACUGACUGACUGUCAAUGAUCAAGUCUCUCUCUCACCCACUCUGGUGAACCCCUUCUUGUUCUUCGGCCUGGAAUUCAUAUGCAACGGUGAUAUUGUGAGCAAGACGGUCCAAGGGAAGCAACGAAGCCACCACACACUCCUCUGGCUGUGUAUAGCUGCCCAAUCCUACGCUCUGCCAUCCAUUCACACAAGUCGGUCAAUAUAGUCCGUCUCCUUUGACACCACUGGUCGAGAACAGGAACAAUGUCAGCGCCGUCGCCACAAGAACCGGACACCGCUCCAGCGACCCAGUACGACCAGAUCGGGCAGUCGUACGAGUCGAUGAAGCAGAUCCCCGGCGCGGCGCUCGAGCGCAGCAACCUCCGCGACGCCAUCGUGCCGUACCUGACGCUCCCGGACGGCAGGGCGGCGGCGGUUCUCGACCUCGCGUGCGGCACGGGGUAUUACUCGCGGCUCCUCCUCGACUGGGCGCCGUCCCUGCGCCGCGUCGUGGGCGUCGACAUCUCGGCGACCAUGGUGGGCGCGGCGGAGCGGUCGGCGGCGUCGCUGGACGCGUUUCAGCAAGGCCGGUUGAGGUUCGCGGUGGGGGACGCCACGGAGCCUCUCCCACGCACCGUCUUCUCGGGAGCAGAAGAAGGAAAAGAAGAAGAAGAAGAAGAAGAAGAAGAAGAUGGCUCUGAUUCUGGGCUGUUCGACGUGGUGCUGGGCGCGUGGCUGCUCAACUACGCGGCGUCGACGCCGGCCAUGGCGCGCAUGUUCGCCAACGUGGCCGCGGCGCUGCGUCCCGGCGGGCGCUUCGUGGGCAUCACGCCGCACCCGGCGGCGGACCUGGACGCCUUCGCGGCCUUCCACGCCACGCCCGCCGCGCAGGCCGAGAUGCGCCGCUUCGGCGUCUCCAUCGCGUACCUCGCGCCCCCGCUGGCCUCGGGCGAGGGCUACCACACCCGCAUCACCGCGCACGUGUCGCCCGUCGAGAUCGCCUUCGACAACUUCCACCUCCGCCGGCGGGUCUACGAGGACGCCGCCCGCCGCGGCGGCAUGAACGGCGAGCUCAAGUGGCUCGAGGUCAGAUUGCCCCGGAGCGACGACGAGAGUCGCGCCGAGUAUGGCGUCGGGAUCGACUACUGGGACGGGUGUGAGGAGAGGCCGCAUUUUGGCAUCCUGGUGGUUGAGAAGUGAGAAGGGAGCGUACCAAAAGCAUCGGGAAAAGGGGGAGUAUAUCCUGGAAAGGCAAAGGGAAAACGGGAAAAACUGAGUCCAACACAAAGCGAAUGAAUGGGUGGGAAUAUAAAAUUAAUUCUCCUUUGGAUAGCAGAACUUUCCUGCUGAGAGACCGUCCUGAUACUGCUUUACCUGAAAGCGCGAGCAAACGCCAGCCUGCAGCAUCCAUGUCUAGUCAUCGUCA
Cladophialophora immunda is the source of this 1492-nucleotide messenger RNA. RefSeq lists its product as uncharacterized. The record is from RefSeq and is a predicted model, not a curated record. Bases 331 to 1266 code for a protein of 311 amino acids. Lineage: Eukaryota; Fungi; Ascomycota; Eurotiomycetes; Chaetothyriales; Herpotrichiellaceae. The transcript has a single exon.